Molecule: messenger RNA, 5114 nt
Organism: Hemibagrus wyckioides
Lineage: Eukaryota; Metazoa; Chordata; Actinopteri; Siluriformes; Bagridae
Gene: agtpbp1
Product: ATP/GTP binding carboxypeptidase 1
Exons: 24
Coding region: 817-4113 (1098 amino acids)
Biological process (GO): proteolysis; C-terminal protein deglutamylation; protein side chain deglutamylation
Molecular function (GO): zinc ion binding; metallocarboxypeptidase activity
Source: RefSeq, a predicted model, not a curated record
GCACAUUUUACAGGAUGUGACCUUAGAUAUACCGGUAUAGUUCAACAGCGAACAAAAUAAGUAUUUUAAAUACCUUACUGUGAUUAUAUAUAUAUAAUUAUAAAGUACAAGACAGUGGUGAGACCGGCCAUGCUGUAGGGUUUAGAGGUAGUGUCACUGAGGAAGAGACAGGAGUCAGAGCUGGAGGUAGCAGAGCUGAAGAUGUUGAGGGACGGCUCAUGUUGGACGUUUGGGGGACGAAGUUAGGGAGGCCAGAUUAAGAUGUUCAGAGGAGGGAGAGUGAGUAUAUUGGUAGGGGAAUUUUGGACAUGGAGCUGCCAGGCAGGAGGCAAAGAGGAAGAUGUAAUAAAUGAGGUUAUGAAGCUAGUUUUGAGGAUGCAGAAGAUAGGGAUAGGUGGAGAGAGAUGAUUCGCUGUGGCGACACCUGAAGGUUGAAGAUUGUGAUUUAUACACAUGACUGUCCCAUCCACCCCCCUUAAACCUAACACUGUCCGAGUAAGCUGAAGCUGCUCCCUAUGCUGCAAUCUCGCCCUUGUGAACUUGGUCACCACCGGCUUGACUCGCUGUAACUGUAUCCUGCAUAUCCCUCAUGUUUCCGCUGUCUGUAGCGUAAGGGAUCAAAAGUCUCUCCUAGCUCCUGUUGCCUUCUCCUGACUCGGUCACACUCCAUCUCCGCCUGUCAUCGUCAUUUUCACCCUAGGGGUCAGUACAACAGGCGGGGCUUCGCGCAGAUUAUAUUGCCAAGUGUGGAUGCGUUUGACAAACACAUAUGCGUCGGCACAUGAAAGAGUGUGUGUGUGUGUGUGAAAGAUAAAGAUGGACGACAGCAGUCACAGAUUCAGGGAUCGAUACGUUCAGCCAGAGAAGACUCAUAAGGAGAUCAUGGCUAAAGGCUCGAGUGGGAUGGAGGUCAUUCUGUCCUCUCUGGAGAACACAAGGGAUUUGCAGACGACUCUGAACAUCUUGGGGAUUCUGAAUGAACUGUUGACUGUGGGUGGCGGCCGCAGGAUCGGAGUGUUUGUAUCUAAAGGAGGAACCGGGAUCCUCAUGCAGUUACUCAUCAGCUCAGGCAGAGAAAUGACUCCCAGUGAAGAGCUCAUGCUGCAGAUCCACUCUCUGCUGGCCAAAGCCGGGCCUAAAGACAGGAAGUUUGGAAUUAAAGCCCGGCUGAACGGGGCUCUGAAUGUGACCGUCAAUCUGCUGAAACAAAACCUGCAGAAUUACAAGCUGCUGCUGCCGUGUUUACAGGUGCUCCGUGUCUACGCCGGCAACUCAGUGAACGCGGUGUCUCUGGGGAAGAGCGGCGUGGUGGAGAUGUUGUUCAAAGUCAUCGGGCCUUACAGCAAGAAGAACACCACUCUGCUGAAAGUGGCCCUUGAUACUUUGGCAGCAUUGCUUAAAUCAAAGAUGAAUGCCAGGCGUGCGAUAGACCGGGGACACGUGCCAGCUCUGCUCGCCAUCUACCAGGACUGGCAUCGGAACGACACGCGCCACAGAAACGUUCUCAUUCGCAAAAGCAUUCUGGGUUGCAUCAAAAACAUCACCAACAUCAAGGUGGGCAGGAAGGCCUUCAUCGACGCAGAUGGCAUGAGGAUUCUCUACAACACCUCCACUGAGUGUUUGCCUGUUAGGACUUUGGAUCCUCUGGUUAUCAUUUCCAGCCUGAUCAUGAGAAAGUGCUUUCCAAAGAACCGCUUGCCUCUGCCCACCAUUAAGAGCGUCUUUCAUUACCCACUACCACACGUUCCAGCCAGCGGACCCGUAGCUCAACUCUACAGUCAGCUACCAGAGGUGGACGACGUUUUAGAUGAGAGUGACGAUAACGAGGACACCGAGGUCGAUACCGAGAAUGAGGAGGAUGAGAAGGACCACAAGUCACAGCAUGAUGACUUCGAGACCGAUCUCAACAAACUGCGACCCAGACAGAUAGCCAUACGCCCAUUUGAUGAGCUAAGACCUUUUGAACGUUUCUUUCCGGAAUUUUCUGAGGAUUUUCAGGACUAUGAAUUUGAGACGAACAAAUCCACAUCCCUUCCCGCGUCUGAGGCUCCAAAGCACCAAAAACACUCUAUAGUCAUCCCUACGGCUCAGACCACACCCAGAAACAAAUCCUCACACCAGAACGUGGAAGCAAAAACGGUGGACUUGGACAGCAUCUCAAUCUCCAAAGCUCCGGAGCGGGAGCUGGUUCACGGACUGAGCCGGCUGCUUCUCGAAACCUCUGAUGCUGUGAAUGGAGGAAGCUGUGUGGAGGCGGGGCUUCAGGAAGAGGGCGGAGAACAGGCGGAGCUUGAAGUGCCUGACACUGCUGCACUUUUGCCUCUGCAUGACCCCGAUCUGUACCUGGAGAUGGUGAAGGGGACGUUCUCUGUGCCUGGCUACACCGAGGUGGCGUAUCCGGAUUACUUUGGCCACGUGGCACCCAGCUUUCGGGAGCACAUUCUUGAGCGGGUGUAUGGUGUACAGAGGGCAAAAAUCUUCCAGGAUAUCGAGAGGCUCAUUCACCCCGGUGACAUCAUGGAUAAAGUUGUGUACGACCUUGACCUGCAGAGCUGUCCGUUAAUUGAUGACGACGAGUCUCUGAAGUUCAACUCGCAGUUCGAAUCGGGGAACUUGCGCAAAGCAAUUCAAGUCAGAAAGUUCGAGUAUGACUUGGUGCUAAACUCGGACAUCAACAGUAACCACUAUCACCAGUGGUUCUACUUCGAGGUGAGCGGCAUGCGUGUGGGAGUACCGUAUCGCUUCAACAUCAUCAACUGUGAAAAAUCCAACAGCCAGUUCAACUACGGCAUGCAGGUGAUCAUGUACUCGGUACAGGAAGCCAUCAGGGGCAGCCCUCGCUGGGUUCGUACUGGAUCUGACAUCUGCUACUACAAGAACCAUUUUUCAAGGAGCUCCAUUGCAGCCGGAGGUCAAAAAGGCAAAUCCUAUUACACCAUCACCUUUACUGUGACUUUUCAUCACAAGGACGACGUCUGUUACUUCGCCUAUCAUUACCCAUACACCUACUCGACCCUGAAGAUGCAUCUGCAGAAGCUGCGUGCUCUGUGCACUCCUCACAUCUACUAUAGACAGCAGCCUCUCUGCAAGACGCUCGGAGGAAAUGACUGCCCUCUGCUGACCAUCACAGCCAUGCCGGAGUCCUCCAGCAAUGACCACGUCUGCCAAUUCAAGAACCGCCCGGUGGUCUUCCUUUCAGGACGCGUUCACCCCGGAGAGACUAACGCCAGCUGGGUGAUGAAGGGCACGCUGGAGUUCCUGAUGAGCCCCAGCCCUCUGGCACAGAGCCUUCGAGAAAGCUACAUCUUCAAAAUCAUCCCCAUGCUCAACCCAGAUGGAGUCAUCAAUGGCAAUCACAGAUGCUCUCUGAGCGGCGAGGAUCUGAACAGACAGUGGCAGAAUCCCAAUGCCGAGCUUCACCCCACCAUCUACCACACCAAGAGUCUGCUGCAGUACCUCAGCGCUAUCGGAAGAGCACCACUGGUGUUCUGUGACUACCAUGGCCACUCGAGGAAGAAGAAUGUGUUCAUGUACGGCUGCAGCGUUAAGGAGACGGUGUGGCAGACCAACGUCAGUGCCAGCUCCUGUGACCUGCAGGAGGACCUGGGAUACAGGACUCUCCCUAAGCUGCUGUCUCAGCUGGCUCCAGCCUUUAGCUUGUCCAGCUGCAGCUUCGUGGUGGAGCGCUCUAAAGAGUCGACGGCGCGAGUGGUGGUGUGGAAGGAGAUCGGCGUCCAGCGCAGCUACACCAUGGAGAGCACGCUGUGCGGCUGUGACCAGGGCAAAUACAAGGGACUUCAGAUUGGAACGAGGGAGCUGGAGGAAAUGGGAGCCCAGUUCUGCGUGGCUCUGCUCAGACUGAGACGCCACACGUCACCCCUGGAGCUACGCAACCACAACGCACACCUGCUGGAUGUGGAGAGUGAUCUAAUAGACACAAGCUGCAAUGUCACCUGCCCCACCACUUACGUGAUGGAGGAAGACGAGCCUGCCUUCCUAGAAGACGUAGACUACAGCGCCGAGAGUGACGACGAGAACGAUCCCGAGCUCGAGCCUGCCCACCUGGACCUGAACUCGGACCCUGAAUUCAACCUCCAAGAUUCUCUUACCUGAGGGCUAUGAGUUAGCUUAUCAAAGCAUCCCAAAUUCAGCUUUGACACACAACCUACAAAAUACCAAAAGACAGAGUUACUGAUAAGAGUGUACACUAAUUCAACUUGCGUUCAAUUUCCGUGAAUCUACCUGAAUCGUAUUGGGAUCCUCAUAUACUUGCAACUAGCCAAUUUAGGUACUAUAAACAUAUCUUUCUAUUAAUACUAUGAAACAAGUCAUGGCCAAUCCACAAAAAGAGAAAAAGUAGAAUUUUAAUUGUAGCUACGCAUGAAGUAAAUGUAAAAAAAAAAAAAAAACCUGCUAAACGCCUUAGCAAUCUCAAGUCAUUAAGAACAAAUUAAUGGUGCUACAUGUGGACACUUCACUUCACUUUUAAUAUGUUCACAUAGACUACAGCAAAGCUGCCUUUCUCUUAAACCUUAAAGCAUUGACAUUCUCACAUCGUUCUAUUAUAUCAUUCUAAUAGUGCAACAUUGCUGCACAUUUUACAGGAUUGCAUGGCAGAAAGGGGGGAAAAAAAAAAAUAAAAACUCCUCGCACAACCACCACCAUGCUUCACAAACCGCAAUUCAGUAUGAAGAAUGUAGUACCGGGUUUAUCUUCAUAUCACUGGUGUGUAUUUGGUGUAAACAGGUUACAGUAUUAGAUCAGUAUCACAUCAGUCAGGGUUCCAUCUCGCACCGUUUCGCAAAAAAAUAACAAGACACUUUAAACUUUUAUUUUAAUUUCUAUGUGGAAUUAUUUCUGUCGUGUUUGUAUAGUAUGCGCAUGACUCUUGAAUGUCGCUUUUUCUAAUUUAUUUUAUUUGUUUAAAGGUUUUUUGGGGUGGUGGGGGAGGGGGCCUGUUGUAGCUUUGUGUGUGGAUGUGAAUGUAAGGGUGUGUGUGUGUGUGUGUGUGUGUGGAUAUGGCAUAAAUGUGAGAUACAUACCAAAAUUGACAUGGUUUUAGAAAUGACUGUCCAACCUCUGACUGAAGUGAAAGUAAUAAAUAAUUCAGUGAA